AUGUUCCAACACCAGGCCACGGUGCCGAAUUUCCUUAACACCAAGGCACAGAAAGACUGUCGUUUUGCUCUUCCAGGAUUCAACCGGCCGCUAGACUUCGCUCCGUUCGAGAAAAACAUAUACGGCGUUGAAAGCCGGAGUGUGUUUCCAUCUGCGGCGGAUGAUAGAGAUAUCGAAGCAGGAUACGUGAACAUGCCCGUCUUGACCCUCCGUGAGAUCGAUAUGGUAGAGUUCAUGGAGCAUCUGACUGAUAUUCCUGAGUGGUGGAAAAAGGUCUUUGACCCCGAGACGCAAGAGAAGUGGAAAAAGUCCGCCAUGAACAGUGGCAAAGACAUUACGCUCAAAAUGGCCGAGUGGAUGAUUGAUGAGCUUCAAUUUAAAGCCAUGGUCUACGAGACCACGGAUGUAGUUGCCCUGUACAACGGCGAUGUCACCAAGUCCGACACAAACCUGUCUGAGUCGAUCUUGCGCGAUAUGAUAUCCCAGUUCGAGGUGCUAGAGGUCGAUAAGAAAGAGCUGCAGUACUACUAUCCAGGAGUGCUGGGCAAAGAGCGAGACCUCAUUUCCAUGGCAUUGUAUCCGCUCGUUUACGGCACGACCCGCAUUCUCACCGACAGGAUCAUUGGGGUCGAUGAUGCCCUCAAGUGUGUCGGCCAGGGCGAAGUGAUCCCAAUUCCAAAGGAGACUGGAAUAACCAGAGAAGACAUUGCAUGGCGUGUCUUGGCUCGGGCAGAUAUCAAGGUUCGGCCCUACAGCCGAAAUUACCAGGUCCUUCCUUCCGACUGGGAACUUCGCGAUGAUGGCCAAUGGCACAUAGCCACAUACAUCAACAACUUGCACCCAGUCAAAUAUCGAAACAUCUACAAACUCAUCGAGAAGGUUUUCAAUUGCAUCGUUCCACAGUGGAACGCCACUUUGACUCCCCUCAAAGACAUGCUCCAUUCCCGUGCCCGAAUCGAAUACCACAAGGCGGAAUAUUAUCCAGUCCCAAAGGAAGUUACUGCACAGGCACCUCAGGUGCAUCCAAGAGAGGCGCAGAGUGAGUUUGAUGAGCGCAUGGAGAAAUGGAGACUAGAGAACUACCGUGCUAUCCAACCAGACGCAGGCAAGUUCAUUCCCUGGGCAGUCCCACCCUGGUUGAUGGACAAACUUCCCAAGGACCUGCCCAGUGCCGUUCGGAUUGAACGAGGCGUUGACCUCGGCCGGGACUACAAGGAACGUGGAGUGCAGGUAAUCACGCGUGUGUUGGGCAUUGAUCUAACCCCGGAGGAGCCGUGUUUCGAGACGGAAUGGCAUGUUGAGGGCACGAUGAAUGAGCACAUCUGCGCCGCGGCAUUCAUGCCAUACAGCCACGACAACGUACUAGACCCGUACAUGGAAUUCCGCACCAUGGUAGAAUCUGACACGCUCGCAGAAAUCGAGCACGAGCCAAAUGACUUCAUCUGGCUGAAGCAAGUCUUUGGUCUGGAAAAUGGCGAACCGGCCAUCCAAUACCCAGGUGCCAUCCGCGCCAAAGUAGGCCGAACAGUCAUGUACCCGAGCACCAUACAACACAAGUUCACGCGCUUCGAGCUAAAGGACAAGACUAAGCCUGGGACAGCGCGCGCCGUGGCAUUUUUCCUUAUCGAUCCUAAUAUCCGUAUCAUCUCCACGGCCAAUAUCCCGCCGCAGCGACUGGAUUGGACUAAGGAGGUGCCAGAGAGUGGGGCUGGGCUCAAGGAAGCUAUGCAAAAGGUGGCGCUUGAUAAUAUGAAGUCCAAGGGUAAUAUGCCGAUGAGUCUGGAGGAGGCUUUGGGUACAAGGGUCAAGCUUUUGCAGGAGAUGGAAGAGUUUACUCGCUAUCAGCAUGUGGCUUUUGAGUCGAAUAUUUUGAUGCUCUAA
Molecule: messenger RNA, 1881 nt
Organism: Penicillium robsamsonii
Lineage: Eukaryota; Fungi; Ascomycota; Eurotiomycetes; Eurotiales; Aspergillaceae
Product: DUF4246 domain-containing protein
Exons: 4
Coding region: 1-1881 (626 amino acids)
Source: RefSeq, a predicted model, not a curated record